Molecule: messenger RNA, 826 nt
Organism: Camelina sativa (false flax)
Lineage: Eukaryota; Viridiplantae; Streptophyta; Magnoliopsida; Brassicales; Brassicaceae
Source: RefSeq, a predicted model, not a curated record
AUGAGAAAAACUAUUAAAGUUUCUUCCUCUCUCGUAUUCAACCUUUCCCUAUUUGUAAAUUAUGUUAUUUGGGACUAUUUUACAAAAAAAAAAAAUCNGGUUGAGCAGUUAAGGACUCAUGCUCGUAGGUUACAGAUACCGAUAUUUGAAAAGGGGUAUGAAAAGGAUCCAGCAGUAGUUGCUAAAGAAGCUAUUCAAGAAGCAACUAGAAACGGAUCCGAUGUUGUUCUUGUUGACACAGCUGGUAGGAUGCAGGAUAACGAACCUCUGAUGAGAGCACUCUCAAAGCUCAUCAACCUUAAUCAGCCAGACUUGGUCUUGUUUGUUGGUGAAGCACUUGUUGGAAACGAUGCAGUAGACCAGCUCUCAAAGUUUAACCAGAAACUUUCGGAUCUCUCCACCUCUGGGAACCCAAGACUGAUCGAUGGAAUCUUACUGACUAAGUUCGAUACCAUUGAUGACAAGGUUGGAGCAGCUUUAUCGAUGGUUUACAUAUCGGGAUCACCGGUUAUGUUCGUGGGUUGUGGCCAGUCUUACACUGACCUGAAGAAGCUUAAUGUCAAAGCCAUAGUCAAGACACUUCUCAAGUGAUCUCCUCUUCUUCAUUAUCAUCAUCGUCAUCACUAUCAUCAAUCAAUGUCUUAUCCAUCAUACUGUUGUUUUUGGUUUAUGAUUUGAAGACUGUUUCUCUUUGGAUCUGAUGUUGUUUUUUUAUAUGAAAAAUUACUCAGAAGACUAUUUCGUUGGAGUCGAAAAAUCUCAUCCCAUGACUUUGUUUGUAUGAAGCAACUUUUGUUUUAAUUAAAAGACAAAUAAUCAUGUCAAA